Messenger RNA from Hydractinia symbiolongicarpus, 5192 nucleotides. RefSeq lists its product as uncharacterized. The record is from RefSeq and is a predicted model, not a curated record. The transcript has 3 exons. NCBI's taxonomy places the organism in Eukaryota, Metazoa, Cnidaria, Hydrozoa, Anthoathecata, Hydractiniidae. The coding region runs from base 1897 to 2448 and encodes 183 amino acids.
CAGUGUUUUGAUAUAUAUAUUUGAUACUAACCUAAGUAACUACAGUAAAGUACGUUCAGUAAAGAAACUGAGCUAAAGUAAGUAAAGUAGUACCUUAAAGGAAUUAAUUUUGGCGGGAAUUGAUUUUUGCAAAUUUUGCGAAAAUUAGUUCCCGUGAAUUUUUUGAUUUUUUUCUCUUUAAAAAACGAUUUACAUUACUCUUUUCUUCUGAUGUUCCUACCCCUUUUGUUGUAGCAAUGCGAAUUUUAACUUCAGCAGUCUUUAUUUUUGUCGUCUACAAAAAAUAGACCCUGAAAAUGUAUAAAUUAAGAGAAAAAAAAUGCUGUCAAUUAAUUUUUUCGCAAAAUUUGCGAAAUUGAAUUCUCGCGAAAUAAUAGAACUUCGCGAAAGUUAAUUCCGGUACGUAAAAGUAAGCAAAGUAACUAUGCUAAACUUAAGCAUUAAUCCUCGGAAAAAUUUAUCCUAAAACCGCUUAUUUGCAAAAACAUACAACCAUCAAAUCUUUGUUAGAUAUCGGAUUCGCAAAAAUAAAUCCCCUUAAGUAUAUUUUUAGGGACAUGCAAAGAUAAAUCUAUCAAAAAAAUUACCCAGCAGUAAUUAAUCCUGUAAGGUAAAGGAACAUCCGGUUACAACCAUAUAUUUUCUCAUCAUUUUAGUUAAAAUUGUGUAAAGUACAAAUUUAAAAAAAGGAUAAUCAUACAUUUAGAUAAUACCUUAUAGAUUUCAGGAAUCAAAAAUAUGUCUGAAAAGAAGAAUGUGAAAAAAACAUCGGAGCAGGUUGCUAUUUUGGAACAGCUUUAUGAAGCUGGUAUGACAAACUAUAAAUCUGACAACACCGCAGCACGUGCUUUGCUUCAACAAGCUAUUGUUAAGACAGGUUUAGGUGAAUCGCAGAUCAAGGUUCGUUCCCAUUUAUCAUCAAUACCGUAUACUUGCUAUAUUAUAUGACCUGUUUUCUGUAAAUCCCACAUUUGAGUUCUAUGAAUUGACAAGUUACGUGUGCUGAUCAUUAUCAUGAAAGUGUUGAUGUAGGAAUGUUUGUAUUUUUGUUGUUAGGAUUGGAUUAACAGUAAAAGAAGAUCUCCUCAAGUACGGCAAAGAAAAUACCAGAGAGAAGACCUUCUAGGUUCGACAUAUUUCGAAGAGAUUAUAUGAAAGGUUUCUGAUAAAUUAUAUUAUCAUUCAUUAUAUCAUCCAGGAAUUGCCAGGUAUUUGUUCGAUGGAUGAGUAAACAAAAUACUUUUACCAGUGCUCACUAUUUCUUCAUAACUUCAUAGAUAAUUGUGUGGGAGUUGCUGAGUCAAACAGAGCCUGGGGAGAAUUAUCGCUAGAAGAAAAGGAAAGUUUUAAAAACAAAGCUUCUCUUGUAAACCAGCCAGUAUUUAACGACUUGUCGAUGGAGCAGCAAACAUCUGCAGUGCGAUCUAUUCGAAAUAAGAUGGAAAAAUUGGUUGGUGUGAUUGUUUUAUUCUAUAUUGUUUGCCAUAAUGACCAGGAUCAUCAAAUUUAAUUCUUUAUGUAGUGUAGGGAAUUGGAAUCCAUCGGGGUAGAAGUAGCGGUCAUGGACAUUGAUUCGAUGAGAAUAGGAAACAAAGUGACUGUGUAUGGUAGUCAAAAAGGUGUUGAUUUUAUUGACUCCCAAACCGAUAUGGAAUGGAGGUUUGCAAGCCACAUGACUAGUGAAAUUGUCCAGAAAAAAGUGGAAACAAUAUCAUUACGCAAAGAAGUCAGCAUGCAACUUAACCAGAAAAUGUGUACGUAUAUUUUCCAAUGCGUUCGUGAACAAAUGAAUGUGCAUUCAAAUUUGAGCUUUUUUAUAUUCAAUAGACCUAGCGACUUGUGGUAAUCGUACAACAGUCCCUUAUGCGCAGAUUGAACGAGGUUAAGUUUUUGUGAAUGGUUUACCGAGUGGCUUCAAUUUUAAAAAACCUGGUAACUACACAGUUGGGGCUCAAUAUGUUAAAAGACAACAUGGAAAACAUUACAUUUACUGUCUCGGCCACACGAAGUCACAAAGACAACGCAGAUGUCUCUGUCGAUGAUUCUUCUGAUAGCAUACUGCACCAGCCAGUGCCAGUCCCGAUUAUUCCUGAGAAUACUACGGGAAGCAGUACAAAUGUUGAAAAAAUAGCGGAAAUGGAUUCUAAUUCAAGAAAACGCAAAGUGAGAGACGAAGCUGUACCACGCGAAGAGCUUGAUGACGAGAUUCAAUCUCUGAAUUUGAUGGACAACGUUCCCAAUAAGUCUGGAAAAGUAGUGACCCUUAAGGAAGUAUUGGAUAAAUCCGCUGAAGACGAAGGCUAUGUUGAUUUCAUAGCAACUCAUAGGGAUAAUAAUGGCAUAACCCAAUAUCAAGUGAAAUGGAUUGGAUACCGUAGUCUGACGUGGGAGGCGGCAGAAAAUCUACCAAAGUCAGACUUGGAACAAUAUUUCAUUAAAAAAAUGUGAUUACUUUCUUCGUUUAGCAACUACCUUAUUCGUACUAAUUUUUGCGCAGUGAAAAAAAAUCUAUUUGGCGCGUAUAGCGCAAUAGCAACAUGAACUUUGGCGUAAGUUGAAAUUGGUCCACAAAUAACAGGGGAAAAUAGUAAAAUUCAAGGUUUUAGACAAAAUAUAAAUGCGUGUCUUUUGCUAACCAAUGAACGUUUUUGCGCGAAAAUUAGUACGCGCAAAAAUUAGUACGAAUAAGGGAAGUUUAACCCUAUUCAGUACGGCUUUCAAAGCUUUACUUAGACCGUGUAGAUUUUGCACUGAUUUCAGAAAUCAUGCCAUCAACUUUUAGUACGGAUAAGGAAGUAUAUCAAUGAUAACUAUGAUCAAAUAUAUUUUUUUUUUAAUACUGGCAUUUAAAAAAAAAUACAUUGUCAAAAACCAACCUUUAUCAUUAACUGACACACUCUUUUAUAUAGAAAUUUGUGGGCCAAACGAUGCGAUGAUCUCCAAUCCAUACAUUGUAUUGAGAAACAUUUUAGAAGAUCACGUGCAUCAUCUUCGAUUAAAGACGCACUUUUUAAGUACGUAUUCAACAAACUACCAUAACUAUAUAUGUCAGAACCGUAGGAGACAGAACAGCCCUUGAAAAGCUCCGGCGCUACGUGCUUCUGGUUGGAAAAUUUCUUUAUAACGUCCGUACAACUUGCGCGUACGCAUGUUGCACGACAAGAGAAAUAAAAUCCAAUCAGGAUAGGAAACAUGUCAGGUCCAUGCUAAAUAACGUUAUCUGAAACAAUAUGGUUGUGGAGCACGCCCUUGUCAUGUAAAUGGUUCAGAGCGCUGGCAACACCUGUCAAUAUUUUUUUAAUCGCAUUGCGCGAUGCAACUUCUGGCAUACCAGAUUUUAGAAAAUAUUCUUAACUGUCACCACUGACAUAAUGUGUCACAGAAUAGAAAGCCCCGUUCAGAUGGACGACACCUAUGGUAGUAAUAAUGUUUUCGUGUUUUCCAAUAAAUUUUAAGAUUCGAUGAUCUUGGCUAACAUGAGCCACAUUUUUCACGCUAACACUUUCAUUGUCCCCUUUGUUCAAAAAUGUUUUUAAGACAACACUUGCUCCAUCAUCAAAUGUGACUUUUUUGUUUGAGCAAAUUCUCCUUCUUUAAGAUUCGAUAUAAAUAAACUUUUCAUGAAGGUGCUGUCUAAAACACAAGGAGUUACUUCUUGCAGAAGAGGGUCUUCUGUGUGAAAUCUAUCAGCGAACAAAGAUGCAUCAACCAUCUGUACAGACCUGUUGACGCCGAGUUGUUCAACAAGUUUCAGUCUAGUGAACUCCGCAUUUCUAAGGAGAAGUGAUGCGUUUUUUUCGCCAAGUUCGUGUAUCUGGUGAUGUAGCGUAUCGUUCAUUUUCAUUAAUUUUUCUAUUUUUUUCUUGGAAUCACUCAAUUUUUCAUUAAUUAACUCUUCCUUGGUAGGCGCAUAUGUCCAUUUUUUUCUUUUUUCGCGAAAGCUAAAUAGAUAAUAUAAGUAAAUAACGUGUUUAUUUCGUAAAUAAAAUCAAUAUUGCUACUAAUUAUUUUUAUCGUUAAAAUUGAUACUUUUACAAGUAAACAACUCACUUGUUCACUUUCUCCUGCACUUGGGAAACUUUUCUUGUCUGCAACUUUGUCAUAUUCUUCAUCACUCUAAAAAUAAAAAAUAUUUGAUGGGACUUCGACACGCUUGGAAUUAGAAAGCUGGAAGAAUAUUUGUAUCAUUCCGCAUAUUGUCGUUCUUUCUCUUAACACGACUUAAAUGUUAUUUUACUUAUAUUGAAAAAUCAUAAAAAACAUACAUCAGUAAUAUCACAAAGUGGAUUACAACCAGUAACAUUUGAUGCAUGGUCUCCACACGGAAUGGACACCGUCGUCACUUUUAGCUUAGUCCUAUUUAAGCUGAACAAACUAACAUGAAAUAAAAAUUAAAAAAAAACAUAUAAUUCUGUAAGACACAUUGCCCUGGGAUUUCAGACUCUUUUGGAUGCCUAUUUUUAGGCAGAAAAAUGUAUGCCUAGACAAAGAAGGACCCAUGUUGAAGUUUAUUUUAAAGCAAAAGCCUGCUUGACCUUGGAAUUCAAUUGUUUCUUGGAUUAAUUGAGGAUACAGAACUCAUUAGCUUGGACAACACAACCUGCUGCAAAUCUAUAUCACAAAUUUUUAACCAUAAUAUAGGUGACAUUCCUUAGCCACUGCCAGCAUUCUUUUGUUAACGUAUGGAUAUUUAUUUGUUUAUAUUUUUAGUGAACAUCUUUGUGGCAAGCACAAAGAUGCAGAGGCUAGUUAACACAAAGUCUUGUCAAGUCUAUUUUUUGUACAAGGUAUUAUUAGACCGUUAAAUGAAUGUGGAAUCAGAAGGUAUAUAUAAGUAGUAUCAAUCUACACUCAAUAAUAGUUUAAAGCCCUAGCAACGUUUCCGUCAGAAGAAAUUCGUUAGAAAGUAUCUCUCCUUAGCCAGCUCUAGCAUUUUUCCGCCUGUCACGCAAAAGUUUAUAGAGACCACUGAAAAUGUAACAAAGAAAUCCAUUAAAAGCAUGGGCGAAAAUACUGCCAAAUAUGUAAACAUUGCAACUCAUCUAUAUACUACUGGGACUGAUAAACUAUAGUUAUACUCUUUUCUUGUCCUUUCACAGUUAUACUCUUUUUUUGUCCUUUCACCCACCAGACUUCUCUUGUCCUCCCCCCAUACCCCUUCUCCCUGCAAACACAACCCACACUAUCCCCCA